This is a messenger RNA of Cladocopium goreaui, 1464 nucleotides long. The record is from the annotation of a GenBank genome assembly. NCBI's taxonomy places the organism in Eukaryota, Dinophyceae, Suessiales, Symbiodiniaceae.
GAUUCUGCCUUCACAAAGUCAAGUUUGUGAAAGAUUCUGCCUUUUUGUGCGGUACUACUGGAAGCAUCUGUGCUACCUUGCAUGGUAGCGGACCCCUCGGUUCUGCAACCAGGGCUCAAGCUGGUCGCGCGGUUGCAAGGAGCGGCCUGCCAGAGGAGUGCUCUGCGUGCGACGAACGCACAAAGGCAAACAGGCCAGCUGCGGCCAAGUUUGCCCAACAGCGUUUGGGCCAGAGGAAACAGAGGUUCAAGCCAGUGAAGUCGCACCUGACAGCCUUUAUCAGGCGGUUCCACGACCUAAGAAAGAAGAACGAAACAAGGCCUUUCCCAAAGGUCAAGCCAGAGGAAGUAGACGCACAAGAGGACGAAGAAGAAGAAGCCGACCCAGGUAGCGAUGUCGACUUCAGCGGAGACGACCCCAGUUCCGGGGGGGGACCUGCAAGUCAGCCUCAGCAACAGCAGUUGUUGCGUGAGUUGGCUCAAGCAAGAGCGGCAAUUCAGACCUUGGCUGGGCAGGUUGAAGCUCAGCAAACGCAACUCAACCAAAUGAGUCAGGCCAGAAGAGAUUCAAGACUGUCGGACUUGAGCGGGAUGAUCCCCGCAAAUGAGUGGCUGAGGGUGUCAAACCAGGGUGCAUCCUCAUCCUUCAACCCCAUCGUGGACACCCGAACUUUGGGGAAACCAGAGAUCUUCAAGAGCGACCCAUCCGAGUACUGUGAUUGGAGCUUUGUCCUGAAGAGCUACUUGGCGUGCAUCUCGCCUGACUACAUAGAUCUUUUGGACAGGAUCGCUGGUGAUAGGAAGCUGUCAACUCAGCUGUGCUACAUCCUGGUGAUGUUGGUGAAAGGCAGGGCCCUGGACGUAGUUCAGAACACAGGUCCUGGUGAAGGUGCUGAGUCCAUGAGACGGGAAGAAAUGUUUCACCUCCGUGUAGCCAGUCGGUUCGUGGGCACACUCAGCCUAAACCUCAGCACCAGAUUUUCUGGUGACGAUCCCGAAGCAGAAUUGGAAGCCUUCGAGAAAACCAUCCGGAGAUAUGAAGAAGAAAGCAGCAAAAGCAUUGAUGACGAGAAUGCCGUGCCGCGGAAAAGCAAAAAGGUCGAUGAUGAGCCAGAACCCUUAUCAGCAGCCGUGGAUGGCACUUUGCCAGAUCUGAUAGCUGCACUCAGCGGUUCCUGCAAACACGUUUUGGUUGACACUGGAGCCGGGUCCCCUUUGUUUGAAAAGAAUUUUGACCCAAACGCCACUACCAAAACCAAGGGCUCAAGUAGUGGCAUGGUCACUGUAACAGGGGAAACUGUGGACACCGGUUUCAAGAAGAAAAGUGUGAUUGCAGUGAACAAUGGUACGAAGUUUUCGGUUGAAUACUUUGAAUCAGACAAGAUCAAUUUCAGCGUUUUGUCAGCUGGUCAAGCUGCGCGGCCAGCAGCCAAAACAGUGGCUGCUGAAGCCUACGCUGAGGAAG